AUGGCAACCGAAAGACUCAACUCCAUCCUCAGCCACCUCAGCCCCAGCAAGAGCGGACUGUCUGCAAUAACCCAGAAGAACGCCGACGAUGUAGUCAUCACACUCGCCAUAAGGACGCCCCUGACCAAAGGCUUUAAAGGCGGCAUGAAAGAUACUUCGCUCGACUUCAUAGUUUACCAGCUGCUCAAGAAGGUCAUCGAGAAGUCAAAUAUCGACCCGCAGAUGGUAGAGGACAUUUGCCUCGGAAAUGUAUCUAACGGUAAAGCCGCCUACAUCGCCCGUGCUGCCUCCCUUGCUGCCGGCUUCCCCACGACGAGUGCCGCAUCCUCCGUCAACCGCUUCUGCUCCUCCGGUCUGAAAGCCGUGCAAGAUAUCGCCAACCAGAUCAGUAGCGGUAGCAUCGAAUGUGGUGUUGCCAUUGGCGCCGAAUCAAUGUCGGAAGGCGGCGACCGCCUCGAGAAACCCUUCCAUGACGCACUUCUCCAGAACCAAGAUGCCAAGGAUUGUAUGCAACCCAUGGGGCAGACAUCAGAGAACGUGGGCAAUGACUUUGAUAUUUCAAGGGAAGCGCAAGACAAAUUCGCAGCCGAAUCGUAUCAGCGUGCGGAGAGAGCGCAGAAGGCUGGCUGGUUUGACGACGAGAUUGUGCCGUUUGCCGUUACCAUCAAAGACCCCAAGACCGGCGAGGAGAAAAAAGUCACAUUGACAAAAGACGAGGGACCGCGUUACGGAACCACAUUCGAGUCGCUCAGCAAGAUUCGCCCCGCUUUCCCAGCCUACGGCGAUAGGAGCACAGGUGGUAAUUCUAGCCAAGUGACCGAUGGAGCGGCCGCCAUUCUCCUCAUGAAGCGGUCCACCGCCCAAAAGAUGAACCAGCCUAUCCUCGCGAAAUUCUGCGGCGCCACUGUUGCCGGAGUUGCUCCUCGUAUAAUGGGUAUUGGGCCCUCCCUCGCCAUUCCCAAGCUCCUCGGCAAAUUCAAUCUAAACCUCCAGAAGGACGUCGAUAUCAUCGAAGUCAACGAGGCUUUCGCUUCGAUGGCUGUCUACUGCACAAAUGUCCUAGGUAUCGACCCAUCGAAAAUGAAUGUGAGAGGCGGAGCUAUUGCGUUAGGGCAUCCGCUGGGAGCUACAGGCGCCCGACAAAUCUGUACUGGGCUGAGUGAAUGCCGAAGACAGAAGAAGAAGAUAUUGUUGACGAGUAUGUGCAUUGGGACAGGUCAGGGCAUGGCGGGUCUGUUUGUGAAUGAGCAGUUGUAA
This is a messenger RNA of Letharia columbiana, 1257 nucleotides long. RefSeq lists its product as uncharacterized. Bases 1 to 1257 code for a protein of 418 amino acids. Gene Ontology annotation, cellular component: peroxisome. Gene Ontology annotation, molecular function: acetyl-CoA C-acyltransferase activity. The transcript has 4 exons. Lineage: Eukaryota; Fungi; Ascomycota; Lecanoromycetes; Lecanorales; Parmeliaceae. Gene Ontology annotation, biological process: fatty acid beta-oxidation; phenylacetate catabolic process. The record is from RefSeq and is a predicted model, not a curated record.